AUGUCUACCUUCCGUGGUGUAAUGAAGGAGUUUCCUGACGUGCGAGGUACGUCUCUUUCAAUGCCCCUCCUCCGCGUCUCUUCUGCCCCUCUUCUGCUCCUCUUCCAUGCCCUGCUAACCUUACUUCAGUGGAUUUCUUUCGAAGAGAUCCUGCGCUUCGUCCACCCCUGGCCUGCUUCCUCAGUCAUGUACAUAGUGAUCACCUUGCAGGGCUUGAAAGCUUCAAAUCCCCGUUGUAAGUGUGAUCUGCGUCUGAACAAUAGGUAUUGUCUUGCUGAUCAUGUGUGUACAGCAUCUACUGCUCCGCGGCGACGAAAGAAAUGCUCCUCAAGUUGGAAAGAUACCAGCAUCAGUUGAACUUUGAGCUUGGAAUACUGGAAUCACGGAAGUUACAGUACAAGCACUUACAGAACCUCUUGGUAGGUUUAUUCUGUGGUGCAGGUCAUGCAUGCAGUCUAGCUUACAUGUUUCUAGAAGCCAAUUCCGCUUGAGACGCCUACUCGAAUUGAGCUCUCGCCGGGAGAUGAGAUUCAAGUCACUCUGUUUGAUGCAAAUCAUUGUACUGGCGCUGUCAUGCUUCGUAAGUUCCACUCCUUCAGCUUCAACUUUUGAUUGCUGAUUCGGGCGCAGUAUUUGAAGGCGAGAACAAAGCAGUCCUUUACACGGGAGACAUACGAUCAGAGCCAUGGUUCGUCAACAAUUUGGCAAGAAAUCCGUUCUUGAUGGAGUAUACCACAGGCAUGAAGACGCUUGAGUGCGUUUACUUGGACACGAGCAAUCUGGGCCCGUAUGAGUUCCCGACCAAGGCCGAAGGUUUGAAAGAACUGCUACAAAAAGUCUCAAAGUAUCCGGCAGAUACCGUUUUCCAUUUCUCGGCUUGGACUUUCGGGUACGAAGAAGUCUGGAUGACGCUUUCUCGAUUUCUGAAUUCUCCGGUAUGUCUCUUAUACAAUUCCCACCCAAAAUCUUUCAACACUAACACCGAUAGAUUCAUGUCAGCAAAUACAACAUGCGACUAUACAGAUCACUCGGCGGACCCGAAAAUAAUUCUGGCUCAGCACUCGCCCCUGAGGCUUUAUAUUUGACUGGCUAUACUGUUGGCAACACACCUCGUCACGGAUGCUUGACAACCGACAACAAUGUACGCCUUCAUAGUUGCCGCAAAGGAACGAAUUGCCCCGCGAUCAAUGAUAGCAUCGUAUGGAUCCAGCCCAUUGUGGCAAGAACCAAAUCUGGAGCUGAGAUUGCAGAGGUUGGAGUUGGUGGUGGUGAUGGAGAUCUCUCGCAGAGCCCACAACUUGACCUCAACAACCCUGCCGUAUUUCAAAAACUUCUUCAACUGUAAGGCUAUGAUUUUGUGCUAUUACGGCUUUUUCAAAAACUAAUCUACCACCAGGGUCUCCAAUGGCGAGGGUGCUGCCGACCUCAAACUCGCACUGUCUACAGCUUUUCGCUCUUUGACAAAGGUUCUGACACUCGACGAUGCGGACUUUGAAAAAGGAGACGAGACUAGUCUUACUGAUCUAAUCAAGACCAUGACAAAAUCGCCCACGACCAAGAAAAGAGCCAGCCCAGCUCCGCCUCCAGCGUCCACUCUUCCAACUUCUGCCGAUAAGGAUGGUCUUCCUAAGCUCAUUACUUUCCCAUACUCACGCCACUCUUCAUUGCCUGAACUUCAAGACUUGGUCAGAAUCUUUAAGCCCAAGGAUGUGUAUCCAUGUACCGUCGACGAAGUCAGCUGGCACGAAGGUAAGAUAAUCGGUCAUCCUUCUAUAAACACCAUCCUUUUUUUAUACCAGGCUCAAGGGAUAUUUGAAGCUGUUAUCCGAGAAGGCAUAGAACAAUUCAGAAAUGGCCUUUCUAAUUGUUGUAGACCUUAUCUGAUACCAAGUCCCUUUAAUCCCCAUUCCAUAAUGAUAUUGGAUGCUAAUACCACCCUUAUAGCUAUUAGCAUGGAAAGUUUAUUCGGGUCUCAUUGCUCCGAUAAAAUCUUUCGACACGACAUAGAGAUGCGCGAAAUUCAAGCCGAGAUGAGAAUUCAAUUCGAUACUCUUGCCACUCAGCAAACAAAAACCACUGAGAAGUCGCAGUUGAGCUCCUAUGGGGAUAGUACUCCGACACCAGUGACCCCUUCUCCCAACAAACCUGCUGUUCAGAGCUCUAGACCUGAAGAUAGCGUAACAUCGCUUGACGGUCGUCCUCCCGGCGCUCGUCGUACUCUUAGUGGGACUCCUCCUACAGGGACUCUUUUUGACUCAUCACCAGGAGGAAAUUCGCAGUCUUUGCGUAGAAAAGCAGUAGGAGACGGCUUCGAUCCAGAGGACCGCUCGAAGCGACCACGUCUCAGUCCCUCAUCAGUCAACUCUACGCUUCUCCCCCGAAGUAACAAUGGUCCAGCUGCGAUUUUAGCAGACAACAAAGAAUCUGCGAUUGCCCAAACUACGGUGGGUCUGAGCUCCAAGGCAAAUACACAGCCUGUGCUUGUUGAACAAAAAAUACACUCUAAGCACGCAGAACAAGACGUAAAUGAAAUGCUACAGAACUCUUCCAGUUCACUCGGAUCCGUCCAUCCAAGUAGCGAAUCCGACUCCGGUAGCGACUCAGAAUCCGGAAUCCCUCAUACUUAUGAGAGUGGUAGUUUGUAUUUCGGACUCGAGUGGGAUAGUUAUGGAACAUGGAACGACAGAGUCGAUCGCGUGGUUCGUUGUGGAAGAUGCAGUCAUGAGUAUUGGGGCAAAUAUGCUGGAUGCUGCACCAAUUGUAGCCCGCUUAAGGUCCGAGGCCAGCUUUCAGAUGAAGAAAUUGAAGUGCUUCCAUAUGUGGAGGUACAAAAGCCACACACGGAGCUCAAUGAAGACGGAUAUCGUCCACUUCCAACCUACGAGAUUAACCCGGAUAUGCGAGAUCCUUACGGUGAGGAGACUUUGAUUUCACACCAAGACAUUUGCGAGCCGUAUCUUGAUUGUGGCUCAUCUGCAUAUGAUUCUCAAGACGAUGACCCAGACUUUCAACAACAGUACGAAAUCAAUAGCUUCAUCGACGACGAUGAACCGGAGUCUGAGAGCGAGGAUGAAGAUGUUCAUGAUGACGAAAUAGACUACAAGGAGAAGUUUCUCAAGGCCGAGGAAGACCACCGUGCGCUUCAGCAAAGUCACCUCGCGCUGCGCAACCGACACGCAGCACUGACGGCUGAUUUCGAAGGCUUGCGACGUGAUAUCUUGGGGUCGGAAUUUGAUAGCGAGGAUAUGCUUGAGUAUGCAGAAGACUUGGAGGGUGGCUUGGAAGAUGGACUUUUGGUUGUGGAUGUUCCGCCGCCAGAUCCUCUUCUUGCGGAGGUUGUGCUUACAGAUAGCGGGGCUGAAGAUACAUCAAAUGAUUCUCUGAUGGGUGAGUUGCGUGAGUUGGAACGCGUGAACGAUGAGCAGUCUGCAGCUGGUGCGGGUGUUGGCUCUAGUGUGCACGGUGGGGAAUAUGGUAUGGUUACACCUGAGAAUAAUCAUACCGUUAUGGAGGAUGAGUUGUAG
Hymenoscyphus albidus is the source of this 3524-nucleotide messenger RNA. The record is from the annotation of a GenBank genome assembly. NCBI's taxonomy places the organism in Eukaryota, Fungi, Ascomycota, Leotiomycetes, Helotiales, Helotiaceae.